Messenger RNA from Hermetia illucens (black soldier fly), 1060 nucleotides. It is a transcript of the gene Csas, whose product is annotated as N-acylneuraminate cytidylyltransferase A. The transcript has 5 exons. NCBI's taxonomy places the organism in Eukaryota, Metazoa, Arthropoda, Insecta, Diptera, Stratiomyidae. The record is from RefSeq and is a predicted model, not a curated record. Bases 74 to 709 code for a protein of 211 amino acids. Gene Ontology annotation, molecular function: N-acylneuraminate cytidylyltransferase activity.
GAUUUAUAAAUUGAAAAUUUCCGGUACAUGAUCAAAGACAGUGCACGCUUUGUACAGUUUAGUAUACACUAAAAUGUUUCAUGAUACACGAAAACUGCUGGUAUUUCUUACUAUUUUCACACAGUGUAAUGCAUCUUCGAGUGCAGACGACCGUGAAACAUUAUAUAACCUAACCAGAUUCGACGGGGUUGCCCUGAUCUUGGCCAGGGGAGGUUCAAAAGGAAUACCCAGAAAAAAUUUGGUUACUAUUUCGGGAAUAUCUUUACUUGGAAGGGCGAUUAAAACAAUAAACGAAUCUGGUGCUUUCUCAGAAAUUUGGGUGUCCACUGACAGUGCAGAAAUUGCAAAAGAAGCUGACAAAUAUGGGGCGAAGGUACACAAAAGGUUGGAAAAUUUAGCACAGGAUACCACACCUUCAAUAGAAGCUGUACAAGAUUUUAUACAAGGUCAUCCAAAUGUAAACUCCGUCGCUCUAUUCCAAUGUACUUCGGUUUUUUUACGAACAAAAUAUAUCCACGAAGCCUGCCGAACAUUCCAAAACGCUGAUUGUGUGUUUGCGUCAACUAGAUUUAUUCUAGGGAUUUUAAGCUACGAUGGGUUUUUGAUUCCGAAGGUAAAUAUAUUAAACCAGUUAAUUUCGAUCCACUGGAUAGACCCAGACGUCAGGACUGGCAUGGAGAACUGGUGGAAACUGGAAUGUUCUAUUUAACGAAACGGGAGUUAUUGCUGGACGGCACAUUUCAGAACGACAGGUGUAAGGUAGUUGUCAUUGAUAAAGAUGACGCUUUAGAAUUAGAUGACUUUAACGAUUUAAAAUAUGCUCGAUAUCUUCUAGAAUAAUACAAACAAAGUCAUUUGUAUUUUUUUAUUCCAAAAGAAUAUUGCUAAUAAAUAGACUAUUGUCUUUCUUGAAUGACACCUUGUGUUAUUUUUCUUAUAUUAGAAAUUGUUUCUCGAACAAAUGCGAUCUGUAGGCAGAAGUAUAAUUUUGUAAUAUUUCCUGAAACCCCUUGAUUUGAGAGGUAAUUCUUACAACAGUAUUUGACUGAUCUAAAUGGCU